UUAAAAAAACCCAAAACAGCCGUGCCCCAUUUCUUCCCCACCCUGGCAGAUCCUAACUCCCGCAACCGCUGAGACGUCGGGAACACUCCCUACCUCGCGCUUCACGCCCUGGAGGCUUAAGUCAGAGAGGCGGAAAGGGGCGGAGCCAGCGGCGCGGGGGCGGGGCCUAAGGUGGUCAAGGCGGAGGCGGCGGCGGCAGAGGCCACGGCCACGACCCAGACAUCUGGGACUGUUGUUCUCUCGCUGUGGGACCGCCUCAGUGUAUUCCUCCAGAGAGAGACCAGGAGCUGGUCUGGUGGGGAGCGGGCGGCCGCAUAUUCCCUUUCUCCUGCUUCCGGCACACACAUCCUGCGGUCGGUCUCUGAUGCCCUUCAGUGAGGAAGGGGCAUCGGGACCCUGGUGAGAGCACCUCAGGCCCUCCCAAAUCGGUGUCUUCGUCGGCUCCCCAGGCUCGCACACCCCAGCCUGGCUGCCAUGGCUGAAAACGCAGAAGGGGAUUUGAACUCCAACCUGCUCCACGCCCCCUACCACACCGGGGACCCUCAGCUAGACACGGCCAUCGGGCAGUGGCUCCGCUGGGAUAAGAAUCCCAAAACAAAAGAACAAAUUGAAAAUCUGUUACGGAAUGGAAUGAACAAGGAAUUGCGAGAUCGUCUUUGUUGCCGAAUGACUUUUGGGACUGCAGGACUUCGCUCUGCUAUGGGGGCAGGAUUUUGCUAUAUUAAUGACCUUACAGUAAUACAAUCAACACAGGGGAUGUACAAAUACCUUGAGAGCUGCUUCUCAGACUUCAAGCAGAGAGGCUUUGUCGUUGGGUAUGAUACCCGGGGCCAAGUAACUAGCAGCUGUAGCAGCCAGAGGCUUGCUAAACUCACUGCUGCAGUCUUACUGGCCAAAGAUGUUCCUGUGUACCUCUUUUCAAGAUAUGUUCCUACACCUUUUGUACCAUAUGCAGUCCAGGAGCUCAAAGCAGUUGCAGGUGUAAUGAUUACUGCAUCUCACAACCGCAAAGAAGACAAUGGAUACAAGGUUUAUUGGGAAACGGGUGCUCAAAUCACAUCUCCUCAUGAUAAAGAAAUCCUGAAAUGUAUAGAAGAAUGUGUGGAACCCUGGAAUGGUUCCUGGAAUGAUAAUUUAGUGGAUACCAGCCCACUGAAGAGAGAUCCUCUGCAGGACAUUUGCAGGAGAUACAUGGAAGAUCUGAAAAAGAUCUGUUUUCACAGGGAAUUAAACUCAAAGACCACCUUGAAAUUUGUACACACGUCUUUUCAUGGGGUCGGACAUGACUAUGUGCAGUUGGCUUUUCAAGUGUUUGGUUUUAAGCCUCCAAUUCCAGUACCAGAACAAAAAGAUCCUGAUCCAGACUUUUCUACUGUUAAAUGCCCAAAUCCUGAAGAAGGAGAAUCUGUGCUGGAGCUUUCAUUGAGACUGGCAGAGAAAGAAAAUGCCCGGAUAGUGCUAGCCACAGAUCCUGACGCAGACCGGCUGGCAGUGGCAGAGCUUCAGGAAAAUGGUCAUUGGAAAGUUUUCACAGGGAAUGAGUUGGCAGCUCUGUUUGGGUGGUGGAUGUUUGAUUGCUGGAAGAAAAGUAAAUCAAGAAAUGCAGAUGUGAAGAACAUUUAUAUGUUAGCCACCACAGUCUCUUCUAAAAUUUUGAAGGCAAUUGCACUUAAAGAAGGAUUUCAUUUUGAAGAAACAUUACCAGGUUUUAAAUGGAUUGGAAGUAGGAUAAAAGACCUCCUGGAAAAUGGGAAAGAAGUCCUUUUUGCAUUUGAAGAGUCUAUUGGUUUUCUGUGCGGGACUUCUGUUUUGGAUAAAGAUGGAGUGAGUGCAGCUGUUGUUGUUGCUGAGAUGGCAUCUUACCUGGACACGAUGAAUAUAACAUUGAAACAGCAACUGAUUAAGGUUUAUGAAAAAUAUGGUUAUCAUAUUUCAAAGACUUCAUAUUUCUUGUGUUAUGAUCCAAGUACCAUCAAAAGUAUAUUUGAAAGGCUUCGCAAUUUUGAUUCUCCAAAAGAAUAUCCGAAAUUCUGUGGGACAUUUGCUAUAUUGCACAUACGAGAUGUUACCACUGGAUAUGACAGCAGCCAGCCUAAUAAGAAAUCAGUGCUGCCUGUGAGUAAAAACAGCCAAAUGAUUACAUUUACUUUUCAAAAUGGAUGUGUUGCUACUCUUCGGACAAGCGGGACAGAACCAAAGAUAAAGUAUUAUGCAGAGAUGUGUGCAUCACCUGACCAGAGUGACACUGCCGUACUAGAAGAGGAAUUGAAGAAACUCAUUGAAGCUUUGAUUGAGAAUUUUCUUGAGCCCAGUAAAAAUGGACUGACCUGGCGUUCUGUUUAGCAGACACCAGUACAUCAUUGCUUUGUGCUGGCAUAUGGAACAGGACAACCAGCAACACCACGCAUUGACCUCGUGUUAGCAUUCUCUCUCUAUCUCAUCUGGCCAAGUAUCUUUUUCCUUUUAUUCUCUUUCGUUGUAGUUGGCUGACUAAACAAACUGUAUAAAUUUGAAAUGAAAUGGUCUGGAGAGAGAUGCUUCAAAUUUUUUCGUAAUCUUGAACAAAAGUCAUUACAUUAAAAGUUGUUAGUGUAACAUCAUUCUUCCUUAACAGAAACAAAACAGUGCAAAAGUGUGUUUUCUUAUUAAAGUGUGCAUAAGCUUAGUUCCGUAUUCUUGUAAUUGUGUAUAGCAUGGUUUUUUUAAAAAGGCAGAUAAAUGUUAUCUAAUUGUAGAGUUAGUUAAGGAAGUUAAUCCAUAAAACUGGCAGGAAAACAGCACUGCUCUCAGAAUAUUGUGGAAAAGUGUCAUUGUUACAUCACAGGUAUUAACUUACAAGUUAGAGUAUUUGAGAUAGGAUAUUUAGCAUUUCUAGUUUAGAACAGAUGUUAUAAUAUGUGAUUUCCAGUUCUUCUGAACCAUUAAAACAUGGUUCAGGUGCUCUUGGUGCCGUGGAAAUUUAUUGUAUGUAUUUAAAAUUCCGACGUUUACUGAACAUGAAACAAUAGUGGCAAUGCUCCUAGUGACUUUGUUCUUGUCAAAUUUCUGAGUGCCUUCUCAGGGUACGGUAUGAAUCGAAACCGUGUUUCUGUAUCAAAUAUAAUUUAAGCAGUUCAUUUUCAAAGAGUUAAGGAAAACCUCCCAAACUAUAUAGGUGCUUCCCCUCUGUAUUAAAUAGGUUUGCUGACUUUAAAAUCUUAUGAAUGUAAAUAAAAAUCUUAAUAAAAGCAGCUCAAUGUAACUGUAGUUAAGGAUCUUCAUGUUAGAAUUAAGUGUCAGGUAUCACAGCCUUUAAGAAAAAAAUCUGAACUGAAAAAAGAGCUGUGAAUUUCUUUAAAAGUCUAACUGUUGAAUUACAUUUUUACAAGUAGAUUUAUUCCUUUAUCAGGUAAAGUAAUACUAAUUUUACUAAGAAAUAAAACAUUCAGAUUUUAGGUGUUGUGAAACACUAAAACUAAAGCCCAGUUUAUCUUAACAUCUUGCUGGCUUCUAUAGAAUUUCUGAUGACAAGAUUAUUCUAUCUUUUCUAAUGUGGGGAGGGGGGGAAUUGGAAGGUCAGUUGGGUUGAUUCUGCAGUCUUCUAAAAAAGACAAUGGAGGAGGUCUGUUUAAUCUUCUUAAAGUGUGUCCUGUCAUCUAUAGCUACAUAAUACUUAAACACAUGAGGUAUAGUUAUAUGAGGUAACAAUAACAAGGCCUUAGGUGCAAUCAUACUCAUCAAAUGGAGAUAACUGGCAUUAGAGAAUUUGUUUCCUAAAAGAAAAUAAUAAUAAUAAUAAUAUAAAAUUUGAACUGAUUAGGAUAUGAAAUCACGGUUUGUUGCAGCUAUCAGCUAAAAUUUGAUUGAACCCAUAUAAUCAAAACACAAUUUUUAAAUUAUUGUAUUGCCACUAUUGUUAAUUUGUUUCUUCCUUUCUUAUAGCUGGAACUUGUAUGACUGUAGAUAAUAGCUAUCUAAAUGUAGAGCACCAUAUUUCUAGACGAGUUUGUCUUCAAAGACUUUGCACUGAUGAAGAAUUGUGUAGAAUUUUUUGCUUUAUUUGCUUUUAGGAAUGUAGACUGUAAUUUAGGAAAUGGCAUAUAUUCUACAAAGUGUAUGAACAGUGCUAUAUAUAUAUAUGAAAAAUAUGUAUAUUUGGUUUUAGUAUCUGUGUUUCAUUGACUGAAGAACAAGGGGAGCUAAAAUGAUGCAAUAGCCCAUUCAUAAUCCCUAAAGCCACGUUAUGAUUGUCAUUCUGUCAUAAAGAGAACAGUUUUAUUGGCGUGCUUUAGUACAAUGCAACAUUUAAGUUAUCUUAAUCAAGGUGAAAAGUUAUUAAAGCUUGGAUUCUUAUCUCAAAAAUUUGUAAAUCUGAAGUUAAAAUUAACAAAAUUUUACAAACGUUCCCAAAGUAUAUAGACAGAGAAUCAUUUGAUUCUAGCCAAGCUCUCAAGUCUGUCGGAGUGUGAUAUUUAACAUGAACUUGACAUAGCAGGUGUACACUUGUGGAACAGGAUGAGUUCAGUAGCCCAAGUCAACUUGAGAGACAGAUGGCUGGCCAAUACGUCUCAGCCUGGGGCUCUGCAUUGUUUAUCUUUUUAUUUAUGAACAAUAGCAUGGAAAUGACUAUACCCUCACUGAGCGUGCAGAUCAAAACUGUGAUUUUCUAGAGCUUUGGGGACAAGGAAGAAUUAGUGGGACAAGAUCAAAGCUUAGGUUGGAAAUAAACAGUAGAAAUAAGCAAUAGAAAGGUCAUUAAGAAGGGCUGGCAUAGUGGCUCAGUUGGUUAAGAGCUUGCUCAACAGUGUGAGCUCUGAGAGACAGUGGUUCGAUGCCCGGCUCCAGCUGAGCUGCCACUGAGCUGCCAACAGGUGGCAGGAUGGAUCAGCUAAAAAAAAAAAGGUCAUUAAGGUGUCACAGGAAAUGCUUCUUGUGAAGGGCAAACUUAUCACCCUAAAAAUAGGGAAUAAACUGACUGUGGGCAAGUUUUACUUGUGUUUAUUUGUUGUUAUGAUGAGCGAAUAGUGAACCUUUUGUUUUUCUUUAUUAGUGACUGCUAAUGAGGCCAAGUUUUAGAAGGUGAGAAAAAGAGCCCCUUUCACUGAUUCAGUUCCUGCAAGGAUGUUGUGUCUUAGGAUCACAUGGGAACUGGGGAGGGGAUCUAGCAGAAAUAAAAAAGGAAUUGCAUGCAGAUUGGAGAAUAAGACCUCUGAGAAGAAGUCCAAAGAAUUAAGAUCAUUUAACUCUGGAGAGGAGAAAGCUGUUGAAAUAGUUUAAUAAAUCUUAAGUUAUAAAGUCUUUUAAUCAAAGGACUCAAAGUAAGAAGUAAUAUGACAAACUGUUCUCUAUCCAUAGCAAGGACAAAAUAAGAGAAUAAGGAUCUUAAACAAACAAACAAACCCAUGAAAAGUGUAAGUUAAGAUUUAUAACGUUGGGCAGGAAUCAUUAUGAAGGCUUCUAUUUGAGGUUUUUUUAUUUUUACUCUUUAAAAACUUUAAUAUUAAGGGAUAUACUGAAUGGUUUUUACAGGUUCUUUCCAAAUCUUUUUUUUAAACUCAGGUUGGAACAAAGAUGUCAUAAAGAGCACAGAAAGUAACAUUUGAAUUUCACUCCACAUCUAGAAGAAUUUAGCUCACACGAUAGGUUUUGUAUGUUGAGCAGUAGAUGCAUGAGCACAGUGAAUAAAGACCUGGUUAGAUGUUAUUUUUAAUUUAACCUGACAAAUUAAGUGAGACUUGAACACAAUUUUGUUCAUCUUGAAGAACGUAUAGCAUUAUAGGCUAUUUGAGAGGUUUGUUUGAAAUAUGAAGUAUUGUUGUUUGGAUGUAGUAACUUCAGCAGACAGAGAGGUUCUAAGAGAUUGGAUACUGUGGAAUAUCUUUACACAGGAAAUAGAACUGUUUUUUAAGCAGAUUGCUUCUGGAGUUGAUGCAACAAAGAUAUUAGCUGAAGUUUAAAGGAAAAAUUGUUCUGUGAACUGCUGCUAUUGGUAUUUCUUUCAGAUCUUUUCCAUUGUUGUUCGUGAUGCUUGAAAAAUCCAAAUUCUGCUUGGAUACAUUUAAUUUUAUGCCUUUUUAUCCCUACCUCCCUCUUUCCCCACAUUUCAUUACUGUGAUAUGCUAUUGCCCUAUUACCUCACUGAUAAGAAAUCUUAACUGUAUCUUUCAGAAUGCUUUAAACUUGUUCUUAAACUAAGUUGGUUUAUGGACUUUUGGUUAUUUUGUUAUUGUGAGAAUAUUUAAGACAUUGUAAGAAGUAAUUUGAAAUCUAUUUCAUAACUUUUUUGGGUCUGUUUGGAUACUGUAUGUUAAUUUAUUAUGGCCUUUUACAAUUCACUUGUUUUCUGAGAUUGCUCUGGAAACUGAUGAGGAAAGAAUCAUACUAACCAAAAUGAAUGGUCAACUGAUCUAGCAUUUUAUUUUCAGUUUCCUUGUACUUUGGGCAUCCAAAGCACAAGAUUUGAGGAAAUAUUUUUUUCGUAUCUGCCCCUCAAAGCAUCUUGACAUAAGCCAUAAGGAGUCUAGGUAGAAAGAAGAGAAUCUCCCCUUGCCUGACUCUAUGCCUCAUGACUUUAGUUCUAGUUGGAAACGAAGUUAUCAUUGACCAUUGCUUACUUUAAAAUAUUCAUCAUACUGUUAUAUUCAUGAUGCCAUCUUUUCUCUUUAUUCAUUAAAGACUAUGUACUUAAAAAAGAGGACAUACAAGAAAGAGUAAGGAUACCAAGAUAAGGGCAGAGUGACAGAGCUAAAGUUUGCUUCUCAGAUUUUCCCACCAGCAUGACCCUAAAGCAGAAGAGCGUGAGUGUGUAGGGGAAGGGGCCUCAGAGCCAAGUCAGAAGCAGACUUACAUUCAUCAAAUUUUGUGUUCUGUCUUUAAAAUGUAAGUGGAUUUUGCAUAAUAAAACUUUUAACAUAAAAAUGAUUCCUUCCAUCUUCACCGAAACUAGUGUUGCCUGAAAGGAGAACUGUGUAUCACAUGGCCUCUCCGUGCUCUCCCGCAGUGCCCCUACAAUCGCUGCAUACCCCGGGGGGUACACACCUGGGCUAGUGUGAGAAACCUGAACAGAAUGUAUCUAGGACAUUCCCUGCCCUUUAGAAGCUGACCUUUGAGAGUAUUAAUGCCAAGUUAAACUGACCUGAAAGUUAUGUUACCACUGAAAUUUAUAAUGUAGUGAAAGGUGUUGGCCAGUUUGUUCAUUUAAUUUAUUGGCAUUCCUUGACUGAGCAGGAGCACCCAGCUAUCAGCUCCCUGAGAGCAGGGAUCAUGGUUUAUUAUUUUUCAUAUCCAUACCACCUAGUAUAGUACCUGUUAUAAAAUGCUUAAUUGGUGAUGAUAGUAAUGAAGUGAUUUUAUUUUACAGAAACAGCUAGUUUAAGAAAGAAAAAAUAUUAAUGUUCUAAUUCAGCUUCUAAAACAAUACCCAUUACUGAAAUUUAUAAUAAGUCAUGCUCUUUAAGGAGGCACACCCUUACAUAUUCCAUUUCUUUGGAGAAAGUAAAGCAUAUUCCUAUUUGGAAAUUGUGUGUAACAUCUAGUAUGUUACACUCAAAGCAAGGUAUUGGCCAAGAAAGCUAAGAAAGUGUCCGGUAGACUCAUCACUAGUAAAAGGGCCAUUUUGAGCCUACUAGUGCUACUUUCCAAGUGAGUCACAACUAAUUUGAUACUAUUUGGUAUAUUUUUGUUUAGUGUUAUGAUUCAGCAUAUAUCUGACAAGAGCCACACAAGCAGAAGUCUGCAUCCAUGUAUGGUGAGGUCUUCUUGUUACAGGCUAAAAUAAACUCUUUGUCUACAUCAUGAAUAUUCCAGAUAAAAUAUAUGCAGUUAACAAGGAAUUAUUUUUCUGACUGUGUAGCAGUAGUUCAAAAUUGUGCCCUUGUUUUAACGGUUUCUGUCAACAUCUUCCCAUUUUUUUCCCUACAAAAACACCAGGGUGUAUCAUAAGUACUGCCUGUGAGAAUUUACACUUUAAAUAUUUAUGUGUGGAUUUCUUGCGGUUUUAGUCAAAUGAAGUGUUAUCAGUAAUAAACAGAUCUCUUCAUAGGCA
Molecule: messenger RNA, 8023 nt
Organism: Hipposideros armiger (great roundleaf bat)
Lineage: Eukaryota; Metazoa; Chordata; Mammalia; Chiroptera; Hipposideridae
Gene: PGM2L1
Product: phosphoglucomutase 2 like 1
Exons: 14
Coding region: 475-2343 (622 amino acids)
Biological process (GO): carbohydrate metabolic process
Cellular component (GO): nucleus
Molecular function (GO): glucose-1,6-bisphosphate synthase activity; intramolecular phosphotransferase activity
Source: RefSeq, a predicted model, not a curated record